Mercurialis annua (annual mercury) is the source of this 1673-nucleotide messenger RNA. RefSeq lists its product as uncharacterized. The coding region runs from base 354 to 1673 and encodes 439 amino acids. NCBI's taxonomy places the organism in Eukaryota, Viridiplantae, Streptophyta, Magnoliopsida, Malpighiales, Euphorbiaceae. The record is from RefSeq and is a predicted model, not a curated record. The transcript is spliced from 2 exons.
CCGCGGUUUACAGAGGGAAUUUAUUCCCUCUGACAGGGAAUAAAUUCCCUUGACCGAGUGGUUGUAGACCGCGGAAAUUUUCCGCGGUCUACAACCACUAUAUAAGGGGGAAAUCAUUCCCCCUUCUCCACUCCACACUCCAAAAAAAUGAAUUUGGAGAAAAUUUUAGAGAGAGAGUAGUUAGAGAGAGAGUUAGAAGGGAUACUAUUUUGGAGAAAAUUUUACGGAGCCUAAUUUCGGUGGCGGAUAUUAUUUUGCGUGGCGGAUAUUAUUUUUGGUGGCGGAUAUUAUUUUGCGUGGCGGAUAUUAUUUUUCGGCGCGGAAUAUUAUUUUUUGGCGCGUAAUUAUCGGUAAUGACGACAAAUGCGCUGCCAGCCCUAAAAAUUUAUUGGGAUGGUACAAUAUUAUCGACUCCGGGUGGAGUGGAUUAUGUUUCCGGUAAAUCGGAAAUGGUUGAGCUGACGAGAGUAGUGAAUUUUGCACAACUACAAGUCGUAAUUAGAAGGGUAAUUGGGCUGAACGAUGCUGACGAGAUAGUGAAGAUUUAUCUAAGAGUACCUCGGUUCGAUGAACAUGGAAGAUUUCAAAAAUAUGAUGGUUUUCCUAUGGAGACAGAUGUUCACAUGGAAGCAAUGUGGCGUAAUGUUUCGCGGACGCCACAAAUGAGGGUAGUUGAGUUUUAUAUUGUGUACAAUCCGUUAUCUCAAGUACGUGCGGAUGUAGACGACUGUGCGGAUGUAGACGACUGUGCGGAUGUAGACGACUGUGCGGAUGUAGACGACUGUGCGGAUGUAGACGAUGGUGAUGAUUUUAGUGAUGAAGAUGAGGAAGAAGAACACUUCUACGGGGCCGUUGCUGAUGACAACGAGGAUGAUGAUGAUGAUGAUGAUGACAUCGGUGGUGAGAAUGGAGAUGGCACCCAUGGUGAGAAUGUCGGUGGUGGGUCGGAACAAAAUACAGAUCAUUUUGAGUCGCGCCUUCCUCAUGAGUACACGGAUCAGAAUAUUGACGACAUGCGUGUCAAUAUGAAUCUGUGGCCUAAAGAAAAUGCAAUAUGGGAAGCAGGCAAAGAGUUUGAAUUGGGGAUGGUUUUUAGUUCGAGGUAUGCUGUCCAGACAUGCGCGGCGAGUUAUCACAUUGCAGCUAAUAAAGAAUACAAGAGCAGUGAAACAACUGGUAAAACAAUAGUUCUUGUGUGUGUGAAAAAUGACACUUGCAAUUGGAGGUUGCGUGCGUCGCUUUUUGUUCCACCGCCGCCUGCUUAUGUACCACCUACGGUGCCUCCUUUUCAGGUGCAGUGGGAUCAGCCUACACAGGGUACACAGGACUUUCCAGCUUCACAGGGACUUCCACAGACACCUGGGACUACAGACUUUCUGGCAUAUGGUAGCAGUUGGUUAGGUCUAGACAGCAUGGAGGCGAUGAUGUUCCGCCAACAAGGAGAAUUUGUUACCCCGCCACCAGCUACGACGAGUACGGCCAUUCCACAGGACCAGCAGGGUGACGACGGAGCCGACGACGAGGAGGGCGAUGCAGGAGAGGGAGAUGGUGAUGGCCGCCCAGGUCGACGUUACCUCACCAUCAGUACAGGCCGUCGGGCGAACCGUAACAGAAACAACUUGCGCUCGAACCUCCCGGUCACUAGCAGAUAUGACGAUAGGACUCCUAGGUGA